Messenger RNA from Juglans regia (Persian walnut), 363 nucleotides. RefSeq lists its product as uncharacterized. Lineage: Eukaryota; Viridiplantae; Streptophyta; Magnoliopsida; Fagales; Juglandaceae. The coding region runs from base 1 to 363 and encodes 120 amino acids. The record is from RefSeq and is a predicted model, not a curated record. The transcript has a single exon.
AUGCGUUUUGGUAAAAAGGGAAAGCUAAGCCCAAGAUACAUACCUUUCGAGAUCUUAGAAAGAAUAGGUGCUGCAGCUUACAGACUAGCACUUCCACCUCACUUGUCAGCGGUGCACAACGUGUUUCAUGUCUCUAUGCUACGAAAGUAUGCCCUGGAUCCCACACAUGUAUUGGAGUACGUGAUUCAUGUUUCAUGUCUUCAGAUUCGAGACGACUUCAGCUACGAAGAAAUUCCAAUGAGAAUAUUAGCACAGAAGGCCCAAGUGCUACGAAACAGAACUAUUCAAAUAUUCAAAUGGUCAAAGUACUUUGGAGUCACCACAAGGAGAGAGAAGCCACUUGGGAACACGAGGAAGACAUGA